This is a messenger RNA of Aedes albopictus (Asian tiger mosquito), 7053 nucleotides long. Its product is annotated as polycomb protein Pcl-like. NCBI's taxonomy places the organism in Eukaryota, Metazoa, Arthropoda, Insecta, Diptera, Culicidae. Bases 413 to 3496 code for a protein of 1027 amino acids. The transcript is spliced from 7 exons. The record is from RefSeq and is a predicted model, not a curated record.
GAAAGAGUGAGCUAGCUUUGCAUCGUCACACCUUCCGUGUUAGCACAUCGUUCAAAGCAGAUUUUUUCCGCUCCUCCCCCACCCGACCAAACCACUUCGUGUGUUGUGUGUUGGCUGCUGACGGACGGUCGACUCUCGAACCAAAACUUUUGACGGACGACGAGAACCGCGGCCGCCAGCCAACGAACGGGAGCCGCGAAGAGAAGAAAAACCCAAAAGUGCAAAGAAAAAGAUGGCAACCGCUGCUGCUGCUGGAAUUUUCAACUGAUCGGAAAAGUGCGAAAAUCUCUGGUUCCUAGUGUGCAAAUCGCAGCGGAAAAAGUGCAUUUCGGUCGGUCGUUGCGCCCCGGAUGGGAUUUCGACCGUGGCAAGAUUCUCAACGGCCAGUAGUAGUAGUAGUAUAGCACAAAGUAUGUCCUCUAUGGAGCCCCAUCAUCAUCGUCAUCAUCCUCUCGUUACGAUCCAAUCGUCCACCCUAGUGAUGCAGUCGCAACAGUUCAGUGCCCUUCCCACAGGCACCAUCAUGGACAACACUGCCCUCCUGUCGCUGAAACCUCAGACCUCGGCCGUGUGCAUCGGCAACGGCACCCCAUCCUACCACAACAGCGAAUCGAUGGGUUUGUUCCACACGCUGGAAAAAGUCCACGCCGCCAAACAGCAAGUCAUCAUGAACGAGUUCCUCAACAGCCAUCUUCCAGCAUCUAUCCCGGUUGCGGCCACCGCAGCCGCCACCAACGGAAGUCUUUCCAGCACAACCAACGGAAAGAGUCCCCCGCUGGAUCAGAACGUUCCGAGCUUGUGCACGGACAUCGAACCGGAUUCUACGACAUCCUCGCUGGGACAGCUUCCGGUCACGCCGGAAAAGAACUGCGGUGCCAAGUUCAAACCACAGGAGGACGUCCUGGUGGAACACAAAGACGGCCGGUUCUAUCUGGGCACGGUGAUUGCCAUCGGGAACUGUCAGUGUCUGGUGCGGUUCAAUGAUAACACGGAGUGCUGGUCGGACUUUCGGGAACUGACCAAGCUGAGCGGUGGAGGCGAAGCGGACGAUGCUCCGGCCUGUGUGGUGUGCAAGCGGCAACAGCAGAGCGAGGAUAGUGUGGAGGUGUGCGAGAACUGCGGCCGAGGCUAUCAUGUGAAGUGUAUGGAUGGGAACUUUAAGCGGAACGGGUACUGGUUCUGUCGGAUGUGUGCAUCUCCCAACGGAAAACGGAAGGAUGUCCGCUAUGUGUGUUCCGGAGUGUUAUCGGAGUCACUGGAUCCUCUGACGGACAAAGCACAACUUCCGUACGAUAUCGACACACUGACGUGGGAUCCACUGCAUCGCACCAAUGUGGAACAGAACUACUGCUACUGCGGAGACGACGGCGAUUGGCUACGGGAAAUGAUCCAGUGCUGUCGGUGUCAACAGUGGUACCACGGCCGAUGUAUCCGCAGUCUACAGUAUCCGAUUUUUCUGGGCGAUCGGUUCUACUUCUUCAUCUGUUCGAUUUGCAAUCGAGGGCACGAGUUUGUCCGACGGCUGGAGGUCAGUUGGCCGGAUUUGAUCCACCUGGCGCUAUAUAACUUGAUCGCUCGCAACGGGAAGCGGUUCUACGACGUUACAAAAGCAAUUUUCCCGUACGUGGAAGACAAUUGGAAAACGCUGCAGAUGAGUGGUCAGAUGAGUAAACUGUCGCCGAACGCCCGCAAAGAGAUCAUCACCCAAACGCUGGCCAAUGAUCGGAACCGGUUCAAGUGUGGUAGUGAGGCAAGGAAGGCGGCUACCAUGUGGACGCUACGUGUCAACCAGCCACCCAGUCCCCCGAACGUACUAAUACAACCCGGUCAGAUCAUCACCGAGCACAUGCUGACGCAGAUGUCGACCGAAAAUCGAAUCUACCGGUUCCUGCCGAGGGUAGCAUUAGAGCGUUCCCUCGUGAACGACGCCCCUAGUCGGGAGAAGAUGACCGGCGUCAGUUACUGCUCCCCGCUGGUUUCGGAGGACGACGCCUCGGACGUUUCGGACGACCCCGACCAAGGCAACCAGGAACAGGACAACAGUUCCGAUUUUGAAGCUCCGACCGGUGCGGGCAUCGGCGGUGGCGAACUCGUGGCAGCGUCAACGGCCAUCGGAGCCGUUGACCACGGCGUAGGAGGAGCAGGUGCAAUCAUCGGCAACAACAGUACAGGGAAACAACAGCAACAACAGUCUAGUUCAAAUUUAACUGAAGCACUAUUUAGUUCCAAUGCCAAGGAUGGCUUCCAGCUGUUCGGAAGUGGGGUGAUCGCAGCUACAGCUGCUGGUCCGAGUUCAAAACCGCAGAGUGAUGCAGGCAGUGUUGCCAGCGGCAGUGGAAAUAGGCGAGCGUUCAAGUCACGCUCCAAGAAGACCGAAAGUGAAAAGUCCUUCGACAUCUACGACUCGUCGGACGACACUUCGAGAAACACGCUGGAUUUGAUCAUUCCGCCGCCGAAGGAUUUCACAGGAAAGAAUAACCCGUUCCACCAGGCUACGGCUGCGGCAGUAGCGGCCGCGACAGCAGCAGCAGCUGCUGCUUCAUCGGCUAGUACUGCAGCCCUGGUCGCCGGACCAGGGCUGAUGAAGAGUGGUGGUAAUGAACUGAAAGACUUGAUGCAGAAGACUAAUACCACCACCAAUCAUGUUAGUCAUUUAAGUAGUAACCUAAUAAAUGGGGAACUCCGGGUGGCGCGGAUCGUCAAACGGAGGUUGAGUGCUCGCGACAUCAUGAACGGGUCCAAGAGUAAACGGAGGAAGUUCCGGCAGAGCUCGGUCAUCGGUACCACCAUCACGGCUAUUGCUUCUCCUGCCAGCGCACUUCCCACGCCCGGGCAAUCGUCGAGCCUCAUAGCGUCCCUCUUCAGCCAACCGCUGGACACUAACGGUUGGACUAGCCAAAUUCCCCUCAGCCACCUGCUACCGUCGUCGUCUUCGUCCGGUAGUAACACCCCUGCCAACUGUUCCUAUCAGCAGCCGCAGCCACCGCCGCAGUCAAACUCGAACGUUCCUCAAGCACUGCCGGCUUCGGUGCUGACCUCAGCUGCUUCCUCCUCGGCGUCGUCGUCGUCGUCGUCCGCAACCUCCUCAGCCACGACGCCCACAUCUCAGGAACCUGCGGCGCCUCCACCUCCGCCAUCAAAACGCAACCUAGCCUCUCACGGUCGGCGUCUGCGCCAACGUCAGGAACGUAACUACAACGAGAACGCCCGGAGGGCCAGCUUUACGGCAUCCACAACGCCCGGUUCCAGUUUGCCGGGAUCCCCCGUUAAAAAUGGGACCACCGAUAAUAAUGGUCAGGUGGUGCCGGCGGUGGCGGCGGCAACGUCAGCAACCACCGGAAGUGAUCUCCAGUCGUCGCUGAAUUUGUACUUCGGCGCCGCCCAUCGGAUUCUCAGCGGCGAACGGUUCGUCAUCAGGGGCCGGCGGGUUUCGAUCUCCGGCAAGGUACAGUAUUUGAUCGAGUGGGAAGGCUGCCCGGCGACGCAGGUAAUGUAAGUGUGCGUUCUCUUUUUUGGGAUUCUGGAUUUGGUUCGUGUCCCCGAUGUGUGGGGUACUGGGUGCAUCUACCACUACCUCGGUCUUUAGUUUUCCGGAGAGUUUUUUAGCCUUUCUGUGCCAGUAUCAACUAGAAACAUGCAGCUUAUGAGUGAGGUAUUAAGGUUUUUAAAUCAUUAGAGUAACAUUCCAAAGUGAUGUAAUAAAUUGUUCAUGUAUUUUAUUAUUUAUUGAAUACAAAAAGUAGAUUAUGAAUUUUGAACUAAUGUAUCUCAGAUAUUAAACAGAUAGUCUUUGGUCUUACCAGCUAUUUCUGAGAUAGAUCAACAUAUCUCUCGAGUUACCCCUCGGGGUACAUCUCUUGAGUUACCCCUCGGGGUAAAGCGCUCGAGUUACCCCUCGGGGUAAAGCGCUCGCAUUACCCUCGGGGGUAAAGCGCUCAAGUUACCCUCGGGGGUGCUCGAGUUACCUUCGGGGGUAAAUCGCUCGAGUUACUCGGGGUAAAUCGCUUCAGUUACCCCUCGGGGUAAAUUGCUCGAGUUACCCCUCGGGGUAAAUCGCUCGAGUUACCCCUCGGGGUAAAUCGCUCGAGUUACCCCUCGGGGUAAAUCGCUCGAGUUACCCCUCGGGGUAAAUCGCUCGAGUUACCCCUCGGGGUAAAUCGCUCGAGUUACCCCUCGGGGUAAAUCGCUCGAGUUACCCCUCGGGGUAAAUCGCUCGAGUUACCCCUCGGGGUAAAUCGCUCGAGUUACCCCUCGGGGUAAAUCACUCGAGUUACCCCUCCGGGUAAAUCGCUCGAGUUACCCCUCGGGGUCAAUCGCUCGAGUUACCACUCGGGGUCAAUCGCUCGAGUUACCCCUCGGGGUCAAUCGCUAGAGUUACCCCUCUGGGUAAAUUUCUCGAGUUACCCCUCGGGGGUAAAGCGCGCGAGUUACCCCUCGGGUAAAUCACCCGAGUUACCCCUAGGGGUAAAGCACUCGAGUUACUCCUCGGGGUAAAGCACUUGAGUUACCCCUCGGGGUAAAGCGCUCGAAUUACCCCUCAGAGUAAGUCGUUUGAGUUCCUCGGGGUCUCUCGUUUAACCACUUGGAUCGCCAAUUGAACCUGUAGUCUUAUGACGAUUGUUUUUUUCUUCUUCUGGAGUAUUUCCUCGAAUUCUCAACGAUGUGCUUGUAAAAGUUCUUGUCAAAAGCUAAAGACUGUACUGCCGUGAAUCGCAUAUCAGUCCCAUCUUUGCUGGAUUUCCUAUGCAAAUGGGACAGAUAUGCGAUUCACGGCAGUGUAUGGCUAUUUAGAAACACCUGGCACAGGUUCCACCAUGGUCUCUGGAGACACUUCAGCUUCUGGUUCUCAAGCCAAGAGAUGUCGUGCGAUGAUUCAUGGUUUGGAAAAAAAAAUGCUAGAAAUGAUAUUGAUACUCCAGAAUACCUGGCAUAAGCUGUAUUGGCCGACCCCCAACGUAAAAGUUAAUUUCUUUAAGGGCACCAAUUAACAGAGGCUGGACUGCAAUGCGAAAGUUAGUAAUCGUUUGAGAGACGCUCCUAUUUCUAAACUAUGAAAUCAGCUCACCAUAACCGAAAAUCAGGAACGAACACUAGACUGUUUUGUAACGUAAUGUAGUUGUCACAUGUACGAUGGGAAAUGUCGUUUCAUAUGUGUGCAGCACAACCAAAUCACUACUUUUGUAUGUAGUUUUGAAGUAAUGUUACGAAAUGAAUUAGAAAAAAGAAGUCUGAAGUAAAGAAAACGACAAGUGCAAAGCUCACCAAUAAGGAUACAAAAACAAUGGGAACACUAAGACACACACACACACACACACACACACACAGUAGAACGAUAAAUCUAGAUUUAAAGCAACCGACAAGCGUGAAUUGAGUAGAUGUUUUAUCGCUGAACAGAACUGCCGAAAGUCACCAAUAACUAUUAAUAGAACGGAAUGAUCAUAGUCCUAAGCCUGACAGAGUUAGCUAUAUUAUCACACAUACUACUACUACAAUAACUCAUAAUCGCAACUUUGUAUUGAUCGUUGAAGACGUCAUAGUUGCACAUUUUUGUUACAGUUUUGCUCACCCAUUUUGUUGUUUAUUCUUAUUUAUCGACCUGGGUACCUACGCUCGCAGCCAAAUAGUGCGAACAAAAGAUUCGAGCACAUGCUGGAUUUGGAUUUCGUUCGACACGUACUUAACUGUUCGUGGUAUACGCCCGAAUGGAGUUUCUUUUAGGCAAUAUGACUCCUGAAGCAAUCGGCAUACUGGAGAUCGUCGUGAAUUGAUUUUUUUCGUCCUGACUACAAGAGAUGGCAACUGAGUGAGGUAGCUUGAGUAUCAACACUACUCAAUGCAUCAUGGAACCGAAAUUACGAGAUUUGACUCAAUUCGAGGUUUCACAAACCAAUGCAAAUGUUGACCUUCGUUCCAUACUGGAAUUCAAGGUGAAUCACAUCUAUAAAUUGAUCUUAAAGACCUCAAUUUUGCGUAAACCCAAAAGGGAGUCUGUCUCUGACUAGCUCAAUUCUGUGUCAACCACGGGCAAUCAAGUGCGAAAAGUCUGAACGCAAAUAUGAAAACAAAACCUAACCGAACGUAAAGAAAAAUGAAACCGAACACUGCCUAAAAACCCGUGUGAUAGGGAAAUACGCGAGAGAAGAUAAACAUGAUUAUCAAAAUAAGAACAAAUGCAACACUAAUCUAAACACAAAUCUAAACCGAAGCGGAGAGAGAAAAAGGAAAGUCUUCUGUUGAUCUCCGAUCUGGGGAGAUCGUUCUUCUUAGCGAUUUUGUUUCAAAUACUAAAAAAAUAACUGAAUAAGAACAUAUGUAAAUACUAAAAUUCGAUCCUAGCAAAGGAAGAGACGAACGAAAAUUUCUCGCAACCCAAUCCCGCACUGAUAAACUGCAGAAAACUAGUGUGUAUUCUCGUAUUAUACUUAGUUAUGUUAAAUUAUUACAAACCUCAUGUAACAUGAUUUGCGCGGUAACACCAAUCGCGCGGCAUUCGUAGACUAAAUUUAAGGUUAUGUAAAUCAAACAUUUUAGCUAUUCAAGCUCGCCGUCGUUCCCCCAUGUGUACAUAUAGAUCGCGACAUACACAUUUGCACUAGUAGCAUACAUACGUUUAACUUAAAUCUCCCUAAAUUCUGAAUUGAUUCUGUUGAAUACUUUUAUCAUUACACCGCCCGCUCGAAAGCGGGCGGGAUAACGUGUUUUUGUUAAGUUCUUUUUCGAAAGUUUAAGUAGCAAAACGGGAGUCGAAGCCGAACGAUGAUGGCUCCUGCAUUAUUCUUAUAUUUCAUUCGUCGUCGUCAUAAACGGUUCUAAUCGGUAAUCGUAGAUGUUGUAACAACAAAACGGAAAACUAACGGUAAUCGCAAAUUUUAAUCCGAAGAAUUGUGGAGAAAAUAAACCGAAAAACACUAUAACUAUAACUAGUACGGAGGAAAACGGAACGUGGGUGUAAAUUAUUGGAAUCAACUCGCUAGUAAUGUAGUACGAAGAGAAAAAAGGGUGGUUUUUUAACCGUUGGAUGUGGAAAACACGACUAUGGAUUCUUAAAAAUUA